UCCAUCACCGCCCGUUCAGUUUUCUCUCUCCGACAAAUCCUCUCAUUGCAAAGCAGAGAGAGAGAGAGAGAGAGAGAGAGAGAGAGAUCAGAGCCUCGGCUUAUCCCCAGAAAUUCGAUCACUGAGCUCAUUGGGGUCAGGUCAGGUCAAUGUGGCGCCCCCCCUAGUCCCCGAGAAAACGACAUCGCCCCCGUGAUUGUCCUGUGUCUCCAUCUGUCCCUCACAAUCUCUGCUAUGUGCACCUACAUUUCUGUAAAAACGAUAAUAACCUCGCAGACCCUUCUCUGUUUUGUCUACGGGGAAUGAUUGGUCGAAUGAGUUGUCACCAACUCCUGGUUUCCCCUUUCAUGUUUUACCAAAUCCAUCACGGGAUGAUAUGAAUGAUUCUUACUUCUGUCUUCCCCUUGUCUCGAAUUCUUCUGGGAUCAAUCAGUCUUGUUUGUUCACUCGACAAAAGACAGUGAAUUUCUUCUCCUUUUUUUCUCUUGGUUUUCUUUGACUGAAGACAGUGUCUGUUCUCUCUGUAUCUUCACAGAUUCCCACAGUACCAAGUUGAUCCUGUGAACACUACUUUUGUCCUGUUCUGCCAGCUAAUCCCAGUGUCAUUCCCCAAUUUCUCCCCCGGCUAAAUUUACAGGACAGGGCAAUCCUUGUUCUCUCCCCUCAUCAAGUUCAGAUUUUUUUUGGGGGGAGAAUUUCACAUAAAAAUCCCCCUUUUGUUGCUCAAUUCAGCUCCUGGCAGUUGUUUCUGUUGUGGGUGUCGGCUGAAAUUCGUGUUGAGAUUUGAUUUGACAUCCAGUCUUGGGUGUUUGAUCAGUUCACCCCGGUGCGUGCGUCCUCUCCUGGGUUUCUCCUAAAAAAAUGGAGGCUGUCGUCUGGCUGCUCGAGUUGUUGACUGUCCUCCUGCUAUGCGCCAAUGCCCUGUCCAAGGAGUGCACCAAUAUCCCCACGCAGCUCUCCUCCCACACUCUCCGGUUCGAGCUCCUGUCCUCGCGGAACGAGUCGUGGAGGAAGGAGAUGUUCUCACUCUACCAUUUGAUACCCACGGAUGAAGAAGCCUGGCUCAACUUGCUCCCCAGGAAGAUUCUUACGGAGCAGGACGAGCUCGAGUGGACGAUCAUGUACCGGAAGAUGAAGAACUCGGGCGGAGAUAAGGACGGGAACUUCCUCAAGGAAGUCUCGUUGCACGAUGUAAGGUUGGACCCGAGCUCGGUCCACUGGAGGGCACAGCAGACCAAUUUGGAGUAUCUGUUGCUCUUGGACGUGGACAGGCUAGUCUGGAGCUUCAGGAAGACGGCCGGUUUGGCCACUCCGGGAAAGCCUUAUGGAGGUUGGGAGGAACAGACUGUCGAGCUUCGGGGGCAUUUUGUCGGGCAUUAUCUGAGUGCAACUGCGCACAUGUGGGCGAGCACUCACAAUAACACCCUUAAGGAGAAAAUGAACGCCGUGUUGAGAGCUUUAUCCGCCUGUCAGGAGAAACUCGGUUCAGGCUAUCUCUCUGCUUUCCCGUCUGAGCAGUUCGACCGCUUUGAAGCUGUUAAACCUGUCUGGGCUCCGUAUUACACUAUUCACAAGAUCCUGGCAGGCCUGUUGGAUCAGUACUUAUUAGCAGGUAACGACCAAGCUCUUAAGAUGACGACGUGGAUGGUCGACUAUUUCUAUAAACGCGUGCAGAACGUAAUAUCGAAAUAUAGUAUAGAAAGGCACUGGCUGUCCCUCAACGAGGAAACAGGCGGGAUGAACGAUAUUCUAUACAAAUUGUACGUCGUAACGAAUGAUCCCAAGCAUCUGCUGUUGGCUCAUCUUUUUGACAAGCCGUGCUUUCUGGGAUUGCUUGCUGUUCAGGCAGAUGACAUAUCAGGUUAUCAUGCUAACACACAUAUUCCAAUCGUCAUUGGAGCUCAGAUGCGGUAUGAAGUCACUGGUGACCCAAUUUAUAAGACCAUAGGAACAUUCUUUAUGGACAUCGUCAAUUCCUCCCACAGCUAUGCAACAGGGGGCACUUCCGUGGGCGAGUUCUGGUCCGAACCAAAGCGCUUGGCAACAACCCUGCAGACAGAGAAUGAAGAAUCUUGCACGACGUACAACAUGUUAAAGGUUUCACGCCACCUGUUCAGAUGGACAAAAGAAGUUGCAUAUGCAGAUUAUUACGAGCGUGCCCUAACAAAUGGCGUCCUCAGUAUACAAAGAGGAACAGAACCUGGUGUAAUGAUCUAUAUGCUUCCAUUGGGCCGGGGAGUUUCGAAGGCCGUAAGCUACCAUGGGUGGGGGAGUAAAUUUGAUUCCUUCUGGUGCUGUUAUGGAACAGGGAUUGAAUCAUUCUCGAAGUUGGGAGAUUCCAUCUACUUUGAAGAGCAAGGGCAAGCUCCAGGUCUUUACAUCAUACAGUAUGUAUCAAGCUCAUUGGAUUGGAAGUCAGGGCAGGUUGUAGUUAGCCAGAAUGUGGAUCCUGUUGCAUCUUGGAUUCCUUAUCUCCGAGUGAAGUUCACAUUCUCACCGAAGCAGGGAGAAGGGCGGUCACCGACUCUGAAUUUCCGAGUUCCCUCAUGGUCUAAUCCCGGUGAUGCCAAGGCAGAACUCAAUGGCCAAAGUUUGACUCUACCAGCUCCUGGAAGUUUCUUGUCUGUUAAUAGGGAAUGGAGCUCGGACGACAAACUUACCCUUCAGCUACCCAUUUCUCUUAGGACAGAGGUCAUUCAAGAUGAUCGAUCCGAAUAUGAUUCCCUUCAUGCAAUACUCUACGGACCUCAUCUUCUUGCCGGCUUAACUGAUGGAGAUUGGGACGUAAAGUCCGACUCAACUGCCUCCCUCUCCGACUGGAUCUCUGUAGUCCCUGAGGCCUAUAACUCGCAGUUACUGUCUCUUUCACAAGAUAUAGGAGAUUCAACUUUCGUGUUAUCCAACUCUAACCAGUCGAUCACAAUGGUGAAACUUCCCGAGCCGGGGACAAAUCUGUCUGUGCACUCUACCUUCAGGCUCAUACUGAAGGACCAGACUCAGACUCCCUUCAAAUUUUCAUCACCAAAAGAUGCUAUUGGCAAGCCCAUCGCAUUAGAACCAUUCGCUCUGCCGGGAUCAUUUAUUGUGCAGAAGGGGGAAAACAAAAACAUUGCUGUCGAACGGUCUAAGAGCGAGGACUCAAUCUUCCGGUUGGUAUCAGGCCUGGAUGGGAACUCUGCUACAGUAUCGCUGGAGUCGGUAAACCAAAAGGGCUGCUACAUUUAUACUGGUGCAAAGUAUAGUCCUGGUGAUAAGCUGAAGCUCAGUUGCAUUUCUGGUUCCUCGGGCUCGGAAUUCAAUCGUGGUGCCAGCUUUGUGCUGAGGGAUGGGAUCGCCAGGUAUCAUCCCAUAAGCUUUGUGGCGAAGGGGUUGUAUCGGGACUUUCUCUUGGCACCAUUGAAUAGCUUGAGAGAUGAGUCCUACACAGUUUACUUCAACUUUCGAGCUUGAGAGCACAAAUCACACAGAAAUAAGUACAUGAAUUGCAAACAACUUUCUCAUUUAGGUUUCUUCAUUUUUCAAAUUUGAUUGUACGAGUUGCCUAUGUCGUGUUCAUCAGAUCGCGGAUUUUACGAGAUGAACAUCUCGAGUCUAUUCCUGUUGCAGUUUCAUUGUAAUCUUCAGUUCAGACUUAUCAGAGCCAGAGCCAUAUAUAUGUUGAGGAGAAUGUAACUGCAAGAACGCUGUUCGUUCGAUGCAGUUCUGCACAGUUAAUGGUCAGAUUAUAAAUUGUUAUUCGAGGAUAAGUGUUAUUGA
Punica granatum (pomegranate) is the source of this 3756-nucleotide messenger RNA. Lineage: Eukaryota; Viridiplantae; Streptophyta; Magnoliopsida; Myrtales; Lythraceae. The record is from RefSeq and is a predicted model, not a curated record.